Messenger RNA from Micropterus dolomieu (smallmouth bass), 834 nucleotides. RefSeq names its product cartilage acidic protein 1-like. The transcript is spliced from 4 exons. Lineage: Eukaryota; Metazoa; Chordata; Actinopteri; Centrarchiformes; Centrarchidae. Gene Ontology annotation, biological process: axonal fasciculation. The coding region runs from base 268 to 819 and encodes 183 amino acids. The record is from RefSeq and is a predicted model, not a curated record.
AUAAAGCAGACUUCCGCUUCUCGCAUAGGUCACAGAAGCACAGGCCGGCCAUUGGUCAACAAUCUAAUAAGUCCCACAGGUCUUCGCUUAUUGGUCAAUUGUUUACGCGUUACACAAGCUGUUUCAUAAAUUUUAAAAGCUGAAGUUGUGUAAGGUGGAGAAUAUUUGCCAAAUGACAUAAUAAGCGGCGCCGAGUGCACUCACUUCUCUGCAGCGACCCAGAUCAUCUUCAUCUCUACACAGUGAUAGAGCUGUCAGGUUGCAGUGAUGUGGAUUUCAGGUCUAUUGCUCCUCCUGGUUGGACUCUGGCAUCAGUCCCACUCCCAGAGCUCUGAGCCCAUGCUUCAGGUCGUUACACAGACGAUGCUUCCCCCCGACAGUCUGCACAACCCCACGCAGCUCAACUAUGGGAUGGCUGUAACAGACGUGGAUGGUGAUGGUGACCUGGAAGUGGUAGUGGCAGGGUACAAUGGCCCCAACCUGGUGCUGAAAUAUGAUCGCACUCAGAAGAGGCUGGUAAACAUUGCUGUUGAUGACAGUAACUCUCCUUACUACGCCCUGAGGGACCGAGCAGGGAACGCUAUUGGAGUUACUGCCUGUGAUGUGGAUGGAGAUGGCCGUGAGGAGAUCUACUUCCUCAACACAAACAAUGCUUACUCUGGACGGGCAACUUAUUCAGACAAGCUCUUCAAGUUUCGAAAUGGUCGCUUUGAAGAUCUUCUGAGCGACGAGCUCAAUGUACGUCGCGGCGUUGCUAAUCGCAUGGCAGGACGUUCAGUUGCAUGUGUUGACAGGAAGGUCAGUAAACACACUGUGUAAACCUACACUGUUAAA